AAGUCCUCGUUGCAAACGUAAAAAGAUCAUUGUGCCGUCACCUUUCUCGAGGGGCACGAUGAGCUUUCCUCUCCCUUAAUUUCUGCCACCCCAAACCUCUUCGGCCGUCGUAAAUCCUGUUAAGUCCCUUAAGCUGGGCUUCGUUGUAGUUUGGGAUUACGGGGUAACAGACAGGUCGAGGCUUGGUUGUAGACUGAAGUCAUGCGAGAGGCGAGCCACCAGGGUGAUCUACCGACACAGCAAAUCCUUUGUUGUUUUGGGAUGGGCCCGACGAGCACAUGCUGUUGGCCGGUGCGUUAGUCCGUUCUGCACGCUCUGCCGAGUCCCUCUCAGGACGGAACUGCCUGCCUGCCCUGAGAAAUGGCUGACUUCACUGUGAAGGAGGAACCUGUUGCUGUUCCGGAGGAUUGCAAGCCUCCUGUUGUAGCAGCAGUAAAAGGAGAACCUCAAGGUGAAGGCUUAGAGCUUGCCAGCUGGAUAGAAGAAGUGAAGAGCGUGGACUUGAAAGUAGAGUUGGAUGACGCGACGACCUCGAAUCAGAGUAACCAAGACAACGCUACGGGGCGAGAUAGGAAGCGGCGAAGGAGCAGGAGUCCGAGUCCCAGCAAGUGCGGCGCCGGUGCGCUGAGCAGCCCGCCCGAAAAGGAACGCAUCUCUUGCCCCGAGCUUCCUGUCAAUCCAGUGACAUCAGGUGUCACAGUGCAAAAGGAGAAACGUUUGAAAAGAGAUUGCGGACCUGCAAAGGAGGUAGACGUUGUCAAAGACUUGAAUGCAGCACAAGUGAAGUUAGAAGACGCUCAGAUUUUGGAUCGAGCCCGAAACAACAGCAGCCCAGGGCGCAGAGUUGGGGAUCAAAGUAGGAGCCGAAGUCGGAGCCCUGUCCGUCGCAGCCCAGGAGAGGAGAGUUCCACGUCUGAGACGGACCCUUCACCUUCAUCGUGCACUCAGGAAUCUGCGCUUGGCUCCCCGCUGGAGGCGCUGCCCACGAAACUGCUUGCCCGUGUGCUGGCAUACGUGCCCUCAGUGGAGCUGCUGCCCCUGCGCCUGCUGAGCCGUCGCAUGAGCAGACUCGUCCUGGAGAAGGACGUGUGGGAGCGCCGCGUCCUCACCAUCGGGGAAAGGCAGGGCAGAGCCCCCUUCGCAGCCAUCCUGCGUCUGGCCCCGGCCCUGGACACUCUGGACAUAAUGAUGACCAAACGCGGGAAAGAACUGCAGGGCCUCGUUUUCCUCAGAGCUUUAGCUGAGGGAAGCUGUCAGGUCCGCUCAUUGAAGCUCAGUGUCCUGGCCGGCGGCCAAUCCAACAGGAUCGUGCAAGACGCUCUUUACAGGCGGCGCUUCACCCUUCAAGAGCUCCGCAUCAGAAUCACCGCCAUCUCUGCCAACAGUGACCUAGUGCCAGUGUUGAAGGCCAUCGACGGCCUCUGGGGCCUCAAAACCCUGCAACUUGGACUGGGCUCCAAGUGUCCCGAUUUCUGCUUCAAGCGUCUUCGCCUAGAACACCUCAUCUGGCCUCAUUGUAUGAAUCUGAACCUGGCGAAGAGCCUCAUGUUCCUGGGGAGGGAGACCAUCCGCGAGGUGACUCUGUUUAACUACUCACCUCUCAUGCGGGAACUUCAGUAUUGCUCUAAACUCACCACGCUGUCAGUGUCCUCUUGCGCGAGCUUGGACCAGAUAGUGCACUGUGUUCAAUACCUUACAAUCACUGAUGUGUUCUGUCCGUUGACGGCGGUUUGGCUCAAGUCUGCCCAGAACCAGCGGCUAACGGUCAAGAUCCAUCUGGACGCGAACGUCAGCCACGAGGACUCGUUCCGGCGCUUCGUGGGCCUGGCAGACGCCUUGCAUGGCGUCCAUCGCGUGACUGUGCGUUCCCGUUCGCUGGGACCGCCCCUUGUCAAGUCGGAGCUGGUUGCCGCCUGUUUGCAGUUGCUGCCUGCAGUGGAACAUCUCCUGCUGGACAUUUCGACGGACUUCCGGCAUGUGUUGGAGUUCUUGACACCUUGGACUUGUCCCAAGCUGCGUGAACUCGUCAUCCGGGAACAUGACCCUUCAGAAAAGUCCACUUUGGUUCAGGAAUUCAAAGCCUUGCGGCCCAGCCUAGUGUUACGGUUCCUUUGAUGAGUCCACCUUUUUGUUUUAGCUACCUGACCUCUUUUGUGCAGUUUGUGAAUUUUCCUUUAAGUUUAAACGAUCUCACCUCCAUUGUGCAGUUUGUGAAGAUACCUGCAAUAAACUUUAAUUUUCAAGCUCGUUUACAA
Molecule: messenger RNA, 2255 nt
Organism: Thrips palmi
Lineage: Eukaryota; Metazoa; Arthropoda; Insecta; Thysanoptera; Thripidae
Exons: 8
Coding region: 361-2115 (584 amino acids)
Molecular function (GO): protein binding
Source: RefSeq, a predicted model, not a curated record